Molecule: messenger RNA, 261 nt
Organism: Iphiclides podalirius (scarce swallowtail)
Lineage: Eukaryota; Metazoa; Arthropoda; Insecta; Lepidoptera; Papilionidae
Source: the annotation of a GenBank genome assembly
AUGGCGUUUCCGAUAGCGACGCAAUUACAAUCGAUUACUGGUUUAGCACAAGGAGCAGAUUUCGACCGAUUCCAGCUCGCAGGUGGAGCGGAUCUCGAGACCCGUGGUAUCUCGCUAAUCGGCCUUGAGAGAGCCGCGGCCGCGCCUCUCACUUCGCUGAGCGCUGACCUUUCUUCCCAUCGCCCGUUAAUUUACGACCGCCCGCGCCGGCCGAGUUAUAAAUCUUCGCCAUGCGCAUCCGCGUUGUACCAACUAGAGAAC